Aedes albopictus (Asian tiger mosquito) is the source of this 1458-nucleotide messenger RNA. RefSeq lists its product as uncharacterized. The coding region runs from base 1 to 1458 and encodes 485 amino acids. The record is from RefSeq and is a predicted model, not a curated record. Lineage: Eukaryota; Metazoa; Arthropoda; Insecta; Diptera; Culicidae. The transcript has a single exon.
AUGAGGUGUAUCCUCGAUUCCGGCAGCCAAGCAGAAACAAUUACAGAAGAAGCCGCGCAACAGUUGCAGGUACCUACACGGAAAAGCAAAAUGCGCCUCCUAGGCAUUGGCGGUUCAUUAAUCGUCGACAGGAAGAUAGCAGCCAGAAUCUGCUCACAACAUAGAGAAGUAUUUAUGGACAUUGAGCUAGCAGUCGUCCGAAAAAUAGUUGAUCACCAGCCGAUUUACACAAUACCGCUCAGUGAAUUAGAUAUUCCAGAAAACAUUCCCCUAGCAGAUCCAGACUUUAAUCUUUGCAGUCAGAUAGACAUACUACUCGGAGCGAGGGUUUUCUACCAAAUACUAGGAACCAAUCUACUACGCGUGGGAAGAGGCCCCACAUUCCAAGAAUCCUCAUUCGGAUGGUUGGCAGUGGGAGUCCUCACAGAAUCCUGUAGAACCACGGCGCUGACAUGCGCAAAAGUCGAGGAAGAGCCCAGGGAAGGAGAAACUAACAACGAACUCCACGAACUCUUUAAGCAGUUCUGGAAAAUCGAAGAACUAGGGAGAGAGACGGAAGCACCGAAAAACCUCGAUGAAGAAGCCGAAGAACACUUUAUCAAUAAUACAAUCGUAGACUCAGAAGGCAGAUACGUAGUCAGGAUGCCGUUUAGAAGCGAUCACCAACAACUGGGACAUUCCUUUGAACAAGCAAGAAGAAGAUAUCUGGCCCUUGAAACCAGACUAUCCAUUGAUAAAAAGAAAUACACGGAAUAUCGCAAAUUCAUGGAAGAAUACAUUGAAAUGGGCCAUAUGGAGCCCAUCGCAGCGGAAGAACUCCACAACGUAAGAUACUUUAUCCCUCACAGUUGCGUAGAGAAGCCUGACUCAACGUCAACCAAACUAAGAGUGGUAUUUGACGCCAGUGCAAAAACCACCAGUGGAGUAUCACUUAACGACGUACAAAUCGUUGGACCUAACGUUCAGCGAGACCUAAAUGAUGUGCUAAUCGACUUUCGCGGGCACAACAUAGUAUUAAUGGCAGACGUAGAAAAAAUGUACCGCCAAGUGAAGGUAGCGGAACCAGAUACUUGGUUCCAAUGCAUCCUAUACAGGAAGGAUCAAAGUCUGCCAAUACGUGCAUAUCGUCUAACCACAGUUACAUAUGGAGAAGCAUCCUCAUCCUUCCUAGCAUGCCGAGCACUGAAGCAAGUAGCAGUAGAAGAACGAGAAACAAGCCCUCAAGUGGCCGACGCCAUCGAGAACUGUUUCUACGUAGACAACCUGAUGCUCGGAGCGCCAAAUGUUUCAGAGCUGAAGAAAUUAAAAACAAGCGUUGCGGUAGCAUUGAAAAAGAGGUGUUUUCCCCUAAGGAAGUGGGCGUCAAACACCCCAACCAUAAUUGAAGACAUCAAGGAGGAAGACCUGGAGACAACCGUGACUAUUGGAGACCAGGAUAUCAUAAAAAGGAUAUCAUAA